GCUUUGAGUUUACAUAAAAUAUUGUUGUUCAGUAAUUUGAAAGUGUUCCUUCAAGACGUUGAAAUCGAAAAUCUGGAGAAUAACAUCAAAACAAGGACUUACAAUAAAAUAAUCUGACUCCUUAAAUUCGAUAGAAGACUAAGAAUGCAACGGGUUUUGCUUCUCUCCAUUCUGGCUACAACGCUUUUUGUUGUCAACGGCCAACAGAAGAUAUGUGUAUCAAUGGUAAUGAAUUUGAAUCUCGAUCCUGGACAUGAUAUAUCAAUGCAACCUGGAACUGCUUCGUGGGAAGCCUGUUGUGAGAUUUGUAAAGCUACUCCGACAUGUCAAGGCUUUGUAUACAAUAACUUGAAGGCCUGUUGGCUGAAAUAUACACAGGGACCUUUUAAGCCUGACCUUCCAAAAUGGCAAACUCAUGCUGGGUUAGUUGUAGCAGUACCUGGCGGACCGGUUGUUAAUCCUACUCCGACACCAACUCCAAAACCGCUUGUUUGUCUAAAUCCAGUUGAACAAGCAGAAGCCGUAAAACUUGCCGAUAGUAUCGCAGCCUUAGUCGACGCGGCUAUAACAAUUGGUGCUGUCGGCUUCAAUGAUCCUGCUAAGAGGCAACAAUAUUUGGAUGUUAAAAGUAGAGUAUUUGCAGCGCUGCAAAAUGGAUGGGCUGCCCCGGGUGUUUGCGAUGCGAUUGCUAAUUCAACCGCUGAUCCCUUGACUGAAAUCCCUGAUGUUGGAGCAUUCGUUUCUGGUAUGGUAAAGACAGGGGUGAAGAAGGUAUGCGAGAAACGGAAAUCAGAGCUUGGAUGUUAAUAACAUCCUAUUUUUAGGAAUUUUAUAGCAAGAAAUUCUUAAAAUUACAAUCGAAGAUUCCUAAGAUUGUGCAAAUAUUUCGUUUCGGGGUUAUCUACCAGCUGGUCCACAAAAUCACAUUCAUUUGUUCGAGGUUUUAUCGUUUGAAGUAUUAGAUUUAAAUUUUGAGUUGCGCGAGCAUUGAUUCAUGUGUAUUCCAAAUCAAGUCCUUCAAAUAAUAAUCUUUUGGCAAAUGAAUUGUGUACCAGCUAGUGGCCGAAGCGAAAUUUGAACAAUCUUAGUAAUCUUCGAUUGAAUUAAAAAUUAUCUUUUUUGUAUUUUUACCUCAAAUUCAAAUAUGAAAAAUUUUAAUGGACAAGUUUGUAAACCGUUUAUUAAAAAACGAAGAAAUAAAAGUAAUAAAUGGAUUUUCAAAAAUUCA
Molecule: messenger RNA, 1228 nt
Organism: Bradysia coprophila
Lineage: Eukaryota; Metazoa; Arthropoda; Insecta; Diptera; Sciaridae
Source: RefSeq, a predicted model, not a curated record